Molecule: messenger RNA, 3813 nt
Organism: Lymnaea stagnalis (great pond snail)
Lineage: Eukaryota; Metazoa; Mollusca; Gastropoda; Lymnaeidae
Source: the annotation of a GenBank genome assembly
CGGAAAGUUUCUAAAAUGUGCCUUGGUGAAUUGUGCGUUGAUAAUUUAUUACUAAUGUAUAGGAUGUUUUGUUCGUUCAUCUGAAAUUUAUUUUAACGUUCAAAAUGAAAAGAAAAAGAACAACGGGCCAUUCUCUCCACAAGGCAAACAGAAAAUCGACGCGGCACUGGUGAAUUCGAACUGACCCUUGACUUCAGAAAAGGAUGUGGUGUCCACUAAAACCCAAAUGUUUCAACUACCUCCUGGUGGCUCUAAUUUUAGCAUGUUUUUUGCUCGUCAUCGCACCACAAGUUUUUUAUGCGGCGGAUUUUCCCGUUUUCACUUUCGAUUCCGCGGAAAGUCAUUCCACGUGCGGCUGCGAAUCAACUUCCGGAAACGCUAGUGACGCUAGUGACGCUAGUGACGCUAGUGAUGCUAGUCACUUAGCAACGUCCGCACCUCAUCGCCUUUGGCUGCUGACGAUUGACCACGACACUGGCCGACUGGGCAACAAGUUGUUUAAAUAUGCUUCUCUGCUUGGAGUCGCGAGGGCGAAUGGACGUCACCCGUUUGUGCUUCCUUACACGGAAGAUCUGGACUUGACACGAGUUUUUAACCUCACCCACGUGGAGUAUCACGCAUCGACAUUUUGGUGAGGCUCUAAUGCUUAUACAUUUAUGGCCAUGCAUUGAAUAUUAUUUUAAGUCAUUUUGAAGAGGGUCAAAGUCUCACAUUAUAGACUGCAACUGGAAAAAAGAUGUAUGUUUUUAAUUUAUUUUAUGAAUAUUUAUUUAAAAACAAUAAAUUUGUGUUGAUCCUAAAUUAUUGUUUUUCAAUCGAGUUUGUUCUUUGAUUCACCUGAGCCUUUGACCCACCUGAGUCUUUGACUCACCUGAGCCUUUGCCUUACCUGAGCAUCUAUAAAUGUCUCCCAAUCACCUUAGUGGAAGAGCUAGUAAAGAAGAAAUCCAUUCUCCCCGUAUGUAAGCCUUAAUUGUAAUUUGGUGGCCUGUUUGGGCCGCGAGUAUCAGCGUUGUAGAAUAAAACUUUACAGUAAUUUAAAUUAUUGUUGUAUUAAAUUGAAGGACAAACAUUUACAAGGGUUAGCAUUUUUUAAGGUCUCUUCUCUAACAUUAAUCCCACCAUCCUAGCCCAACCCCUCCCCCAAAAGCUUUUACCAAAAAAUAACACAUUUCAUAUCUCAGAUACUAAAUGCCCAAAUGAUCUUCAAAUUGCCACCCCUGUAUUGCAAACGCCCCAGAUUGGAAAAUAUCAUUGUAAAGGGGCUUGAUCUUCAAGCUUCUAGACCUUAGUGUUUACAUAGCUAAAAAUUAGUGUGUAUAUAGCCAAAAGGUUAGUUUGUACAUAGCCACAAAUUAGUGUGUAUAUAGCCACUGUAAGAAUUACUGCAAGUUUUAGCAAUCAGGAACCUACACGGAUUUUUAUGUGAGUUUAUUUUGUUUGGGUUUUUAUAUAAUUUUAUUAUGAUGAUAUGCGUUCCUUAAAUCCUCGACAAAAAUAUUCACUAGUAGCAUCUAAAAAAGAUUUUCUUUUCAAGUACAUUUUACAAAUAUUUCCUCCUACACAGGUGGCCGAAGAUUGUUGAGUCCGGCUACGCUUACUUUGAUCCCAAGUUCACCCACAUCCCCAACAGUGACGUCCGUAUCGCUGGCUACAUGCAGUCGUGGAAGUAUUUUGAUGGCGUCAGGGAUGAAAUCAGAAGAGAGUUUUCACUGAGUCCACCACUUCGGUAUGAAGUGAAAAAACGUGAAGUUUUAAAUACGAAUAGUGGAACAUUGUGAUACCUAACUCAAGUGACGUGUUUUAAAAUUGUUCAAAUUUGUACUUUUUUUUAAAAUAAAUAAAUAUAUUGUUCGUCUUUCGCAUGGGAAAUGACCAAGGUUUCGUGUUGAGUAGUAAACCUUGACUUGAGCCUGUAUUUUGUUUAAAGUGAGUGAAAGUUGCCCAAUUCGUCAGCCUCACUAUCUCGUCCUUGCCUUUUUGUGCCAAUCGCAAGACUAGUCAAGACGACUGAAAAUAGACCAGAGUGCAAUAGAUGACCAGCAGUGUGUCUUGAUUGUUUCAAUUUGCUUUACGACUACGGGACUCCAACUGUGAUUUCAGAGUUUUGCCUUCUCUUAGAUGAUUUGUCAUCCAAGGUUAACGAGUCCCAUACGGUAUCGGGUGCUGUAGAUGAGUUGUCAUCCAAGGUUAACGAGUCCCAUACGGUAUCGGGUGCUGUAGAUGAUUUGUCAUCCAAGGUUAACGAGUCCCAUACGGUAUCGGGUGCUGUAGAUGAUUUGUCAUCCAAGGUUAACGAGUCCCAUACGGUAUCGGGUGCUGUAGAUGAGUUGUCAUCCAAGGUUAACGAGUCCCAUACGGUAUCGGGUGCUGUAGAUGAGUUGUCAUCCAAGGUUAACGAGUCCCAUACGGUAUCGGGUGCUGUAGAUGAUUUGUCAUCCAAGGUUAACGAGUCCCAUACGGUAUCGGGUGCUGUAGAUGAGUUGUCAUCCAAGGUUAACGAGUCCCAUACGGUAUCGGGUGCUGCAGAUGAGUUGUCAUCCAAGGUUAACGAGUCCCAUACGGUAUCGGGUGCUGCGUGAAAGGCAUGUGAAGGAAAUAAAACAGUAGAACGAGUUAGGUGUACGCUUGGGGAAAAAAACAAACACAACAACAGAACAAAUCAAAAGAACCGUUUCGGCUAAACGCCUGCGUCAGCAGGACAAUAGGAGAAUAGAGAAACGCAUUAUUUGGAAUUGGAGAACUUAAAUAUUUCCAGAUCAAAAUGUUGCUCCGCCAGUCUGUGUCUCUGUGUCAGUGUGCGUCUCUGCGUCAGACUGUGUCUUUCCCCUGUGUCUUUCCCCGUGUCUCUUCCUGUGUCAGUCUGUUCUCACUGUGUCAGACUGUGUCUCUGUGUUUCUGCGGCUCUCUGUCUAGCCUAAACAUAUCGUGUUCCACUAUUUAUUGUUAUAAUAGAACAAUAGAUUUUGGUGUUUGUUUGUUUGUUUUUGUUUUUACAAAAGACGCACCAGUGAGUACACUAAAAUAUUGUUGUACACAAGAGUAGAUUCAAUCGAGAGAAUAUAAAAACAUACUUUUGUGAUGCUAUAUUAAAUUUAGGGAAAUAUGUAAAUUACUUAUAAACUUCCGAACGUAAGCUAGAGGCGCUACGUUUAAACGAAAUUCAGUCUUUCAUUUUUAUCCUAUGUCGAUGUGAAAUUAAAAUUGUUCAUGGCUUUUAAGGCCAGACUCUAAAACGCACUUUGACAGUGGAAUAGAUUAAGCCGUUUGCGGGUACCUAAUUAGAUUUUUUGUAGAGCUCCGUGAAACAGAGAUAUAAGGAAUCAAUUUUAAAUCCCAACCAAAACAAUGUGUUGUGUAUUCACAGUGCCCUAUAAGACAUUACGGUUUUAUUUAUUUCUUAACUGAAAAAAUUGAUUUAAUUAGUUAAUUUUUUUCCACACACAAAAAAAAAAAGCAAGUGAUUUAUCAAUUUUAAAAAUUCAAUUACAAACAUAUAAGUGUAUAUGUCUUUGUUUCAAUAACAAUACAUUUUUUUUAAAAAUAAUAUUCCUUCUCAGCGCUGGCACACACGCGUCUUUUAGACAUUAAUUUAUUUGUAUUUGCAUUGCAGCCUCACUGUCGAGAAGAUCAUGGCCGACAUCCGCCGGAAGUUCAACCAAUCAGACGUCGUAUUCGUUGGCGUGCACGUGCGACAGCGAGACGACCAAUCCAACGGCAUCCUGUGCGAGGCCCCGGUAACUUACUUCCAGAAGGCUUUUCUCAAAAUGUCGCAGCUCCUCCCUGGAAAGAGGGUCGUGUAUUUGGUGUCGGG